Molecule: messenger RNA, 2133 nt
Organism: Tarenaya hassleriana
Lineage: Eukaryota; Viridiplantae; Streptophyta; Magnoliopsida; Brassicales; Cleomaceae
Product: protein phosphatase 2C 77-like
Exons: 5
Coding region: 567-1940 (457 amino acids)
Biological process (GO): protein dephosphorylation
Molecular function (GO): cation binding; protein serine/threonine phosphatase activity
Source: RefSeq, a predicted model, not a curated record
UGGAGACAUCGGAUUCUGCAGUGAUUUGUCUUGUUGUAAAUAUAAGGAGCUUAAAGGGGGUGUCUUUUCUUUCCGAUGAUCUUCGGGGACAGAAGCAUCUCCCCCCUUGUGUAAUAAUUCAAAGAUCCUCUGUUGCAUAUGUGGCAGAUUUAGAGCAUUUUCUGCGCACCCUUUUCUUUUCUUUUUUUUUUUAUUUUUUAAAAGGUACACAGGAAAACAAAAAGGGAGUGAGCGAGGAGAAGAAGAAGAAGAAGAAGAAGGAAAGGAGCCUUCUUUCAACUUUAGUUGGUUGAAGCCGGAAAUGGUUUUAGUUGGAAAUUAAUUGGAGAGAGAGAGAGAGAAUCACAGAAUCUCUAAGAGGUUGAAACGAAUUGCCUAAGAUCCAGGAAACCCCUGAUUGGUUUGGAUCUCCUUUUCUUUCUUUCUUUUUUCUUUCUGGGUAGUUAGUUUCCCUGGAAAAUUUAUCUGUUUUUUCUUUCUUUCUGGGCAUUUCUAUCUGUUUCUGGUCCUCUUUCAUGCUCUCUGAUUUAGGGUUUCGCUGGUGAGGUCAGAAUCAGAGUUCAUCAAUGGAUGAAGCAUCUCCGGCUGUCGCUGUGCCAUUCAGGCCGUUCCCCGAGUCUCAGCUAGAAUUCACCGGACUCAGGCUAAGUAAAGGGUACUGCAAUGGCCAGUAUCCGACCGACGAUGGCGAUUCUAGGGUUUGUGGUACUGUCCACACGAAUCAGAAACAUGGGUCCUCGUUGUCGGAGAUUUCGUGCUCUGGGUCUCUUGUCUCCGGCGCAAAAACCAUCGCUAACAGUGAUGAAUCUAAGAAAGACUUGAACUUUCGGAUCAAUUCUUCGAAUUUACAGCGGAUUGAAACACCAGACGCCGUCGCCGAUCUGGUCGGCGAAGAGAUCAACGGCUCCGAGGAGUUUGACCCGAGAUCAACGGCUCAGAGCGAGAAGAAGAUAAUCAGCAGAACAGAGAGCAGAAGUCUGUUCGAGUUCAAGAACGUGCCUUUGUACGGAGUAACCUCGAUAUGUGGAAGACGACCAGAAAUGGAAGACGCUGUUUCGGCGAUUCCCAGGUUUCUUCAGGUUUCAUGUAACACGUUGUCAGAAGGCCGUGUCUCUAACGGGUUUAAUCCUCGUACGAGUGCUCAUUUCUUCGGUAUCUUCGACGGCCAUGGCGGCUCUCAGGUGGCGAAUUAUUGCAGGGAGAGAGCUCACAGGGCGUUGGCAGAGGAGAUAGCGAAGGAGAAGCCAGCGCUAUGCGAUGGGGAGACAUGGCAGGAGAAAUGGAAGAGAGCUCUGUUCAAUUCGUUCCUGAAGAUAGACUCAGAGAUCCAAUCUGUCGCUCCUGAGACAGUGGGGUCCACCGCAGUGGUCGCCCUCGUCUUCCCCACCCAUAUAUUCGUGGCCAACUGCGGCGACUCGAGAGCCCUUCUCUGCCGUGGCAAAACCCCUCUCCCCUUAUCAGUUGAUCACAAACCGGAUAGAGAAGACGAAGCUGCGAGGAUAGAAGCCGCCGGCGGGAAAGUUAUCCGGUGGAAUGGAGCUCGUGUUUUCGGCGUUCUGGCCAUGUCAAGAUCAAUCGGAGACAGAUACCUAAAGCCCUCGAUCAUUCCGGACCCAGAAGUGACAGUGACGAGGCGAGCGAAAGAAGACGACUGCCUCAUCCUAGCGAGCGAUGGCCUCUGGGACGUGAUGACGUGCGAGGAAGUGUGCGACGUGGCACGGAAGAGGAUACUGCUGUGGCACAAGAAAAGGGCGGUGGCCGGAGAGGCAAUGUUGCCGGUGGGAACGGCGCCGGUGGAAGGGAUGGACCCUGCGGCUCAGUCGGCGGCUGAGUAUUUGUCGAAGCUGGCGUUGCAGAAAGGAAGCAAAGACAACAUAAGCGUUGUGGUUGUGGACUUGAAGGCUCAGAGGAAGUUUAAGAGCAAAGCUUUGAACUCAUGAAAGGGUUUUUUUUUCCUUCAAAUCAAAAUGGGUAAGGAACAUUUUUGAUGAUGGGUCCAAAGGGGGGGUUAUAUUAUAUGAUUAAUCGCUGUAAUAAAUCUCAUUCCUCGCUUGUUACUGUUACUUUCACCACUGGUGUGUUUAUUCAUUUUUACUAACGUGUUGUAUAAGAUAUGCUACUGUUAUUGGGUUA